AAUCAAGUCUACAACACGCCGCAAACCUACACGCCACUAUGGGGGCAAAUCAAAGUGACAACAAAGACUCGAACAAGGCAGAAAUGGUGAGGAAGAUCAAAGCGAGGGUCGCCGCAGCAGACCCCAAUAAGGCGAGAGAACUCGGCGGAGUAUUCCUGUUCAACAUUAUCAGAGGCAACUCCGUUUACAGCUGGACAAUGGACCUCAACAAGGUGAUCGUGUACGAGGGUGAACCUGAAGAGGAUGCUGACGUGGUCUUCACACUAAAUGAGCAUUACUUCAAACAGCUUGUGUACGGCAAAGAGGACCCACGAGUCAUAAUGCAGGCUGGCCGCUGUUCCGUCACUGGAGACAUCAUGAGAGCAAUGAAACUGGAACCUUAUAUUAAGAUCGAACAGUGAUCAAAAUCGGAAAUCAAAAGAACAAAC
Molecule: messenger RNA, 428 nt
Organism: Achroia grisella
Lineage: Eukaryota; Metazoa; Arthropoda; Insecta; Lepidoptera; Pyralidae
Exons: 3
Coding region: 39-401 (120 amino acids)
Cellular component (GO): cytosol
Source: RefSeq, a predicted model, not a curated record